AAUGAAAGAAACUGCUGUUCUAAAUGUGUCCACUAGAUGUUGCAAUAGCAAUUCUUUGUUUCUUUGUAGAUUAUGCUACAUGUGUAAAAUAAAAUAAUAAACCACAUUAGUGUACCAGUCGAAGAAGAUGAGCAAACUACAUCAUAAUUUGAUUUUUAUUUAUUUUUAUAUCUUGAUAAAUUGAAAAUUAACACCAAUGUGCUGACUGAUGAGCAUUAUCACAUCAUUUAUUCAGAAGGUAUAAAUAACGACAAAUAAAAGUUGGAAUACUAUUAACCGCAACAUGUAAGUGUAAAAAAACAUUAUGAUUUGUGUAUUUUCAGAAUGUGCUUGUUCUCUUUUUAAACCCAAAAAAAAGAAAACACACAAUCUGAAGUUGUCUUUAUUUUUAAGUUAUUGUGCCGUGAUUUUACCAGUCCGGCCCACUUGGGUGUGGAUUUUUCUCCAUGUGGCCCCCGAUCUAAAAUGAGUUUGACACCACUGCUUUAGAGUAUUUAUGUUGCAAUAACAUGAAAUGUCCACAUAGUGGCAGUAACAUUUUUAUUUCCCAAGAGAAAGCCGCAAAUAUGGCGGACUAAACGUCUAUAUUGUCGAUUGAAUCGGAGAAAUAAAAGAUGAGUAUGCAUGUUGUCGAUUUUUACAAGGAAAGCAUUGCGUCCGUUCUUGUAUUGGCUUUGUCAGAUUGUGCUGCUUGUCCACACUUCUUCCAGGCUCGUCUGACGGGUCGGUCCUGCUCGACAAUUUCGACAUUGGAUCUUGUUUAGCAAACAGAUUGCUGUGUUAAACGUGGCAUUGGGAAAAAUAACAUGCGGUUGACAGAAGGCAGACCCUGCUUCUUGCAUAUAGGCUUUCUCCAAACAAAUAUUUUCCAUUGAGGGCCACAUACAGAAAGAAAUAUGUUUGAUUCUACUAAUCCACGGGAGGGGGGGCAUAAAAACAAGCUGCAGGCUGCAAAUGUUUCUGCAGACUGAAUACUUGGAUUGCGCUGAAGUCGACGUCCUAUAAAGCAGUGGUUCUCAAAUGGGGGUACUUGAAGGUAUGCCGAGGGGUACGUGAGAUUUUUUUUAAAUAUUCUAAAAAUAGCAACAAUUCAAAAAUCCUUUAUAAAUAUAUUUUUUGAAUAAUACUUCAACAAAAUUUGAAUGUAAGUUCAUAAACUUGGAAAAGAAAUACAACAAUGCAAUAUUCAGUGUUGACAGCUAGACUUUUUGUGGACAUGUUCCAUAAAUAUUGAUGUUAAAGAUUUCUUUUUUUGUGAAGAAAUGUAUAGAAUUAAGUUGAUGAAUCCAGAUGGAUCUCUAUUACAAUCCCCAAAGUUGAUGAUUACUUCUAUGUGUAGAAAUCUGUAUUUAGAAUUGAAUCACUUGUUUAUUUUUCAACACGUUUUUUGUUAUUUUAUAUAUAUUUUUUUCAAAUAGUUCAAGAAAGACCACUACUGUUAUACAAUUUAAUAAAUCAGAAACCGAUGACAUAGUGCAGGGGUGUCAAACUCAAAUACGGAGUGGGCCAAAAUUUUAAACGGAACAAAGCCGCGGGCCAAGGUUGAACAAAUUAACCUUUUAAUAGGGACCCAAACAAGUUUUGCAUUAAAUAUUGAACAACAAGGCUUAUAUAACUUUAGUGACAUGCAAAAUGGUUUCAAUAAAUAAUAAUAAUAAUUAAAAGAAUAUCAAUGGCAUAUCAAAUAAAAUUUAAAUAAAAAUUGUAUGUCUUUUUUUCUAUUUGCAAUCUUCUGAGGUAAAUAUAGUUUUUUUUCCACGGGCUGAUAAUAAAUUUGAAAAUAAAAUAACAAUAAUGAAUGAACCAAACAUUCAAGCCUUGAACUAGCAAGAGAAAAUGCAUGAAUAAAACGUUAACUAUUGGUCAGUUUGCUGGAAAUUUCCCGGAAGAGUUAGUGCUGCAAGGGUUUCUGGGUAUUUGUUCUGUUGUUUUACGUUGCGGAUGUUCACCCAAAAUGUGUUUGUCAUUCUUGUUUGGUGUGUGUUCACAGUGUGGCGCAUAUUUGUAACAGUGCCAAAGUUGUUCAUACAGCCACCCACAGUGUGACCUGUAUGGCUGUUGACCAAGUGUGCCUUGCAUUCAUGUGUGCGUGUGUGUGUGUGUGUGUGUGUGUGUGUGUGUGUGUGUAAAAGCCACAAAUAUUUUGUGACACGCUGUUAGUAUGGAGGAAAAGCGGACGUGACGACAGGUUGUAGAGAACGCUAAAGGCAGUGCCUUAAAUGCACGCCCCCAAUAUAGUUGUCCAGGUGGAAAUCUGUAGAAAUUCGGGAGAAUGGUUGCCCCGGGAGAUUUUCAGGAGGGGCACUGAACUUCGGGAGUCUAUCGGGAAAAUUAGGAGGGUUGGCAAGUAUGAGUAUUAGCGGUGAAUGCGGUGUUACAGCGGCACCGACGCUGUUUAACACCGGCGGGCCAGCUCUAAUGCUAAAUUGAUAUUGCCUCAAGGGCCAAAUUAAAUUACACGGCGGGCCAGAGUUUGACACCCAUGACAUUGUGCUUUAUUUUACUUCUUUAUCUCUUUUUUUCAACCAAAAAUGCUUUGCUCUUAAUAGGGGGUACUUGAAUUAAAAAAAUGUUCACAGGGGGUACAUCACUGAAAAAAGGUUGAGAACCACUGCUCUAAACGAAAGGCAGCACAGUGCAAUUUGUGAUCCUGGAAAACCAUCACUGCAUUUGCAAAAUAUCUGCUGCAAUAUUUGAGAUCUGUUUUAGCUGUGCCAUGCAGUUCGUUGCAAAUGACUGUAUUGAUUUGUAGAAGGUCUGUAGUGCGUCCUUGGAGAGCAUCACUUGCCACACCCUUGACAGUGUCGUCUCUCCUGCGCAUGCGCGCCAGCGUGCUGACUGGGUUGCUUCAGAAUGUCUCCUUUGCAGCGCCAGUGUGACUCAUUAGCGGUGUCUGGUCGUAAUAUAGCCAUCAAAAAGUGAGCAGGCCCCUUCUCUCUUCUGAGAAUUCGGAGCGAACCGGCUUUCACUGUAGCGCGACUCUCUCAAAACAGCACCAAGCUACCGAGAAGCGGAGGAGAAAAAUCGAAAGUUGGGUGCUUUAGUUUCAAUGUAAAAUAUGUCAAGAAAAAUAAGUAAGUGUUGAUAAACGCUAAUCGCACUGCUGGAUUUUUAAUGACGAUGUUUAUACAUUGAACAACUUAAUACAACGAGUGAUGCUUUGUUGUAAUGAAUACAAAAGGCUUUCUUCAGAAUAGACAAGCUUUACUUUGAAGUUCACAGGCGGAAGUGUGCUUGAGAAGACAUCCCAGGCCAGAGCGGCUAGGCGGCUAGCAGGGAGUCCGCUGCUGCCGUCUCAACAUGGAGUAGCACAAGCCGCUCGUCCUCUGCCCACAAGCGGACCCCGCCGAGAGGAUUACACGCUUCCCAGUCGCCCGCGAAUGAUAGGACGGCCGAUGCUUUUGUAGCUGGAAAAGGGACUGUUUUAUUUGAAAGAUGGCGAACGACUCCCCAGCUAAAAGUCUGGUAGACAUCGACUUGGCUUCACUGCGGGACCCGGCCGGGAUAUUUGAAUUGGUGGAGGUGGUUGGAAAUGGCACCUACGGACAAGUCUACAAGGGACGACAUGUCAAGACUGGGCAGCUGGCCGCCAUCAAGGUCAUGGACGUCACAGAGGAUGAAGAAGAGGAAAUUAAAUUGGAGAUUAACAUGCUGAAGAAGUAUUCCCAUCACAGAAACAUCGCCACCUACUACGGGGCUUUCAUUAAAAAGAGUCCACCAGGACAUGAUGACCAGCUUUGGUUGGUGAUGGAGUUCUGCGGAGCUGGUUCCAUCACAGACCUGGUGAAGAACACCAAGGGGAACCAGUUGAAGGAAGACUGGAUUGCCUACAUCUCCAGAGAAAUCCUUAGAGGUUUAGCCCACUUACACGCCCACCAUGUCAUCCACCGAGACAUCAAGGGCCAAAAUGUCCUGUUGACUGAAAAUGCUGAAGUGAAACUAGUGGACUUUGGUGUGAGUGCCCAGCUGGAUCGCACUGUGGGCCGGAGAAACACCUUCAUUGGUACUCCAUACUGGAUGGCCCCCGAAGUCAUUGCCUGCGACGAAAACCCUGAUGCUACAUAUGACUACAGAAGUGACCUGUGGUCUUGCGGCAUUACAGCAAUUGAGAUGGCUGAAGGAGCGCCACCGCUUUGUGACAUGCACCCAAUGAGAGCACUCUUCCUGAUUCCAAGAAACCCCCCUCCGAGGCUCAAAUCCAAGAAAUGGUCCAAAAAGUUUUUCAGUUUCAUCGAGGGCUGUCUUGUGAAGAACUACACACAGCGGCCGCCAACAGAACAGCUGCUCAAACACCCCUUUAUCCGAGACCAACCCAAUGAGAGGCAGGUCCGGAUUCAGCUGAAAGACCACAUUGAUCGCACCAAGAAGAAGAGGGGCGAAAAAGACGAGACUGAGUACGAGUACAGUGGCAGUGAGGAGGAGGAGGAGGAUCCCCCGGAGCAGGAGGGAGAACCAAGCUCCAUCGUUAAUGUGCCGGGUGAGUCCACGCUGCGCAGAGACUUCAUCCGCCUGCAGCAGGAAAACAAGGAGAGGUCAGAGGCACUUCGUCGUCAGCAGCUCCUGCAGGAGCAGCAGCUCCGCGAACAGGAGGAGUACAAGCGCCAACUACUGGCAGAGAGGCAGAAGCGUAUUGAACAGCAGAAGGAGCAACGACGGCGACUGGAGGAGCAACAAAGACGCGAACGUGAGAUGAGACGGCAACAAGAGCGGGAUCAGCGUCGGCGAGAGCAGGAGGAGAAGAGACGCAUUGAGGAAAUGGAUCGCAGGCGCAAAGAGGAAGAAGAGCGCAGGCGUGCUGAGGACGAGAAAAGGAGGAAUGAUCGUGAACAGGAGUACAUCCGCCGGCAGUUAGAGGAGGAGCAGAGACACUUGGAGAUGCUACAGGAGCAGCUGUUGCGUGAACAGGCUAUGUUGUUGGAGUUCAAGUGGCGCGAGCUAGAGGAGCAGCGCAAGGCUGAGCGGCUUCACAAGCGGCUGCAGGAGGAACAGGUUUACCUGCUGUCACUCCAGCGUGCAUCCCAACAGCAGAUUGACGACGAGUCCAAACUGCCCGCAGUCCGCGUCAAAACUCCUCCAACGACCACCCUGCCCCUUGACAGAGUCCUCCCCCAGCGACCCCAAGCUGUGGUUCUUGACAGUUUUGUUGCCACAGGCUCUUCUGAGAUGUCUGGUGUGCCACAGGCGAUGCACCCUGACUGCGUUAAAGCUCAGGCAGCUGUGUUGGAGCAAAGUGACCAUGACGAGAACUCUGGUAGUCCCAGCCCCCCUCAUGAGUCCACCCCUUCCCUGGAAGAACAUGCUGCAUCCGAUACACCAGUCAUUCAACCUCCACAGCUUAUCAGAGAGGCUGACGAGCGGUACCGUAAGAACAUACAGGGCUCCCCUCAGACCGCCCCUCCUCCCAAGCAGCCCCCUCUGCCUCCCCGCUCAGUUGAACCCUUCUCCAACGGUAGCUCAUCUGAGGUCUCCGCCAUGCACCGGCCCAUGGAGCCUCAGGUCCAGUGGUCUCACCUUGCCGCUCUUAAGAGUAGCAACAGUGCCGCCCCUUCUCCGCCUCCUCCGCCCAUGGUCGCUCGCUCGCAGUCCUUCAGUGAGCCCGGUGGUGUUACUGCUAACUUUGCACAGCUCCACAUGCGCUCCCAGGAGCCCCACCAUCACCACCCAUCGCCUGCCCGUACUGACUCCCAGCCCCAACCUCCCCUACACCAGCCUCAGGCCCCACCUAGUGACGAAGUGCCACCCAAGGUACCCGUGAGAACAACGUCUCGAUCUCCUGUACUGUCGCGCCGAGAGUCUCCGCUACCAUCCCAGCCGAGCGGGCAGAGGAAUGUAUCUGGCAACGUGGACCACCGCCCUCUGUGGGACCGUGUGGAGAAAUUGCAGCCUCGGCCUGGCAGCGGCAGCUCCUCUGGUUCCUCCAACUCCAGCUCCCAGGCCAGUCCUGGGGACCGCUUCAGGCCACGCUCAUCGUCCAAAUCUGAAGGUUCACCCCUCCAACGCCCUGAGGGUGUUCCCAAAAAAAACGACGAAAAGAACUUGGCCAGGCCCACUAGACCUGCUGACCUGACAGCCCUCGCCAAGGAGCUCCGUGCAGUGGACGACGUGCGACCUCCCCACAAAGUGACUGACUACUCUUCCUCAAGUGAGGACUCUGGCACCACCGAUGAGGAAGACGAUGAAGAAGUAGAUCAGGAGGCGGGAGAGGAAUCCACCUCGGGUGCUGAAGACUCUCGGUCCUCUCAUGGUUUCCACAGGAGGCUGAGUAAUGGAGAAAGUGGGUCCGCCAAAACAAUGCUGGUUGAAGACUCUGAGAGCGAGCAGUCCACUACUCCCUCAAAGGAUGGUACGCUGGUCAUCAGACAGAGCACCGCUGACAUAAAGCGGUUGAUCAGUCUCUCUUCCGGUCAUCCCCAAACCCCAAGCCACAGCUUCCAAGAGAAAAAUGGCUUUGUUGGCCGCAUUCACCACCUGCCAGACCUUAUCCAGCAGAGCCAUCACUCCCCAUCCUCUUCCACAUCCAUCCUUUCCUCCCCCUCCUCCUCUUCCUCCUCCUUCUCAUCAUCUCCUAGCCAUGCCAGUCUGGCCAUGUCCUCACAGAACCCCCUGGACAAGCUUGUUGCCAUUGAGAGCCAGUCGGAGAGUAAUUCCAUGUCCAAACACAAAUCAUCUUCCUCCUUCACUCCCUUCAUCGACCCUCGCCUUCUCCAGAUCUCCCCAUCCAGCGGCAGCUCCCUCAACAACAUGGCUGGAUUUGGGCAGGAUGUACGUCUCGCAGACCCACUGAGGUCUGACCCGUCGCGCAAAGGCUCGGUGGUUAAUGUCAACCCGGUCAACACACGUCCUCCCAGCGACACGCCAGAGAUCCGGAAGUAUAAGAAGCGCUUCAACUCUGAGAUCCUGUGCGCUGCCCUUUGGGGUGUCAACCUGCUGGUCGGGACCGAGAGCGGCCUGAUGCUGCUGGAUCGCAGCGGUCAGGGGAAAGUGUAUCCCCUCAUCAACCGGCGCCGCAUCCAGCAAAUGGACGUCCUGGAGGGUCUCAAUGUCCUGGUUACUAUAUCAGGCAAAAAGAACAAGCUGCGAGUUUAUUAUCUGUCAUGGCUUCGUAACAAGAUUCUGCAUAAUGACCCAGAGGUGGAGAAGAAACAGGGCUGGGUUAAUGUGGGCGACCUGGAGGGAUGCGUCCACUACAAAGUUGUAAAAUACGAGAGGAUUAAAUUCUUAGUGCUGGCUUUGAAGAACUCUGUGGAGGUUUACGCUUGGGCCCCCAAACCCUACCACAAGUUCAUGGCCUUCAAGUCAUUUGGUGACCUGGUGCACAAGCCUCUGCUGGUGGACCUGACUGUGGAGGAGGGUCAGAGGUUAAAGGUCAUCUAUGGCUCCUGCUCAGGCUUCCAUGCUGUGGAUGUGGACUCAGGCGCCGUUUAUGACAUCUACCUGCCCACUCACAUCCAGACCAGCAUCCAGUGCCACGCCAUCAUCAUCCUGCCCAACACCGAUGGCAUCGAGCUGCUUGUGUGCUACGAGGACGAGGGCGUCUACGUCAACACCUACGGGCGCAUCACCAAGGACGUGGUGCUGCAGUGGGGGGAGAUGCCCACUUCAGUGGCCUACAUUAGGUCCAACCAGAUCAUGGGCUGGGGCGAGAAGGCCAUAGAGAUCCGCUCAGUGGAGACCGGCCACCUGGAUGGCGUCUUUAUGCACAAGAGAGCCCAGAGACUGAAGUUCCUGUGCGAGCGGAACGACAAGGUCUUCUUCGCCUCGGUGCGAGCGGGCGGAGCUAGUCAGGUGUACUUCAUGACCCUGGGACGCACCUCCCUCAUGAGCUGGUAGUUCCUGUGACGACGACGAUGAUGAUGAUGAUGAUGCUUGCUCUCUCCUGUUCGGACCAACAUCCGUCGUAAUGAAUAGCCAGCGGUGGGCGGGGUGCUGCGUUCUGUGUGUGUGUGUGUGUGUGUGUGUGUGUGUGUGUGUGUGUGUGUGUGUGUGUGUGUGUGUGUGUGUGUGUGUGUGUGUGUGUGUGUGUGUGCGCGCGCGUGUGCACGAGCGUUUUAUAGUCCACUAUAUAUGAGCCAAGCCUGCCUCCUCCCCUCGACCUUACUGGGAUGUGAUCAUGUUUGGUGAGCUCACGCAGCCUCGCAUCUGCUGCGUGUGUGCGUGUGCCAGCUGGGCAUGUGCACAGCUGCGUGUGUGCGUGUGCCAGCUGGGCAUGUGCACAGCUGCGUGUGUGCGUGUGCCAGCUGGGCAUGUGCACAGCUGCGUGUGUGCGUGUGCCAGCUGUGUGCGUGUGCCAGCUGGGCAUGUGCACAGCUGCGUGUGUGCGUGUGCCAGCUGUGUGCGUGCAUGCGUGGGCCAGCUGUGUGCGUGCAUGCGUGUGCCAGCUGGGCAUGUGCACAGCUGCGUGUGUGCGUGUGCCAGCUGUGUGCGUGCGUGCGUGGGCCAGCUGUGUGCGUGCAUGCGUGUGCCAGCUGGGCAUGUGCACAGCUGCGUGUGUGCGUGUGCCAGCUGUGUGCGUGCGUGCGUGUGCCAGCUGGGCAUGUGCCAGCUGUGUGCGUGUGCCAGCUGGGCAUGUGCACAGCUGCGUGCGUGCGUGUGCCAGCUGGGCAUGUGCACAGCUGCGUGUGUGCGUGUGCCAGCUGGGCAUGUGCACAGCUGAGGACCAACCACGCACACGCCACUCACCCUCUGCUUUCUUGCGGGGUUUUUUCUGGUUUUUUUUUUUGAAAAACCCUGGUUUGCCUUGUUUAAGGUGUUCUGGUGGACCGCGGUGAUCACGACAGGGUAAGAUUAUCAGCUCCACCACCUUCCAAGCAUGGUCCACAACCUUCUCAUACACUGUACAUGUUCUGUGUGACGGCUGCACGGGAAGAUUUGUCUCCUUUUCACUCUUUUCCUGGGGCGUCCUUCACAACUGUGAAUUAGAUUUGCAGAGUCAGCAGGUGACCAGGAAGGAAGUUGAGUGCAUGAGACCUGACAGGACAGUCUGUAGCGUCUAAGUUCAGGUUGCCUUAUUAAUAAAAGGUUUGACCGAGCCUAAAAGUUGAAGGAAGGCUUUAGUCGAAUACAACUAUGGACCUUAUAUUGACCGAGUUGCGCCUCGGUCUGUUUCCUCUUAAUAUUCCCCGUGGAAAUGGACAAUGGCGCUGUGGUCCGUCGCUGGAAGCAUGCGGCGGUGGACAACAUCCCUGCUCCCACAACUUCCCCUGCUCGGCAGCACGGGCGGUGCCUUCACUGACCUUACAGAGAGAAAGAGAAAGAAGUGUUCCAAAACCACUCCAGAUGAUGACAAAACAAGUGGCAUAUUUUUAACCCGGACUUAGUUUUUAGUCUCGACCACGUUUCCCGUCUAACUAAGUGACUGCUGUGGUUUUUAAAUAGUCAUGCACACGUUAAGUUGAAAAUGUUUACACAAAGUCAUUGUUUUGUCAACCAAUGUGCAUCAAUAUGAAUAUUUAUGGAUCAUUUGAGGGCAGUUUUUUCUGUUUUUUGUAUUUUGUAUUCCCUUUUUGUACGUUGAUUUAGACAGCUGUGUACAGGAAUAAACGGACUUUUGCUCCCAUGUGAUAUUACUGACACCAAUCCAGACUUCACUGGUUCUGCAGCAUUAUGCUCAGUGUUUUCUUUUACUUCCACCUACCUGUUUCUUUUCUCACCUCUAAGUAUGUCCUCUGUGUACGUUAGCAAUUACUGUAUUUUCCUCAAGGUCUUUUUUUUUCCAUGGAAUAAAAUCUGAAAUAAUUUACAA
Nerophis ophidion (straightnose pipefish) is the source of this 9742-nucleotide messenger RNA. RefSeq names its product mitogen-activated protein kinase kinase kinase kinase 4-like. The transcript is spliced from 32 exons. Lineage: Eukaryota; Metazoa; Chordata; Actinopteri; Syngnathiformes; Syngnathidae. Gene Ontology annotation, biological process: protein phosphorylation. Bases 3436 to 7830 code for a protein of 1464 amino acids. The record is from RefSeq and is a predicted model, not a curated record. Gene Ontology annotation, molecular function: ATP binding; protein kinase activity.